Molecule: messenger RNA, 1211 nt
Organism: Rubroshorea leprosula
Lineage: Eukaryota; Viridiplantae; Streptophyta; Magnoliopsida; Malvales; Dipterocarpaceae
Source: the annotation of a GenBank genome assembly
CAGUGCAAUUUGCAGAUCUCUAAACACAACCCUAGAUCCUCUCUCCUGCUUCUACACCAUAUAACUCUCGUUCUCUUGCCUCAACCUCUGUUACCGCGACAUGGCCAAGGAGUCAUCGGAGCAUGGCUCAUUCCAUGCCAAGGACUACCAAGACCCUCCGCCGGCACCUCUGUUCGACACGGUAGAGCUCUGCAAGUGGUCAUUCUACAGGGCUGUCAUAGCCGAGUUCGUAGCCACUCUGCUCUUCCUCUACAUCACUAUCUUGACCGUAAUAGGUUACAAGAGUGUGUCAAGCAGCAACGCCUGCACCGGAGUCGGUUAUCUCGGAAUUGCAUGGGCCUUCGGAGGCAUGAUCUUCGUUCUCGUCUACUGCACUGCCGGCAUUUCAGGUGGACACAUAAACCCGGCCGUGACAUUUGGGCUGUUGCUGGCCCGCAAGGUGUCGCUGGGGCGAGCCCUCUUCUACAUGGGAGCACAGUGCCUUGGAGCCAUCUGCGGAGCGGGGCUUGUCAAGGCUUUCCAACAUUCAUACUACCACGAGCACGGCGGCGGGGCCAACAGUCUCUCCUCUGGGUACAGCAUCGGCACUGGACUCGGCGCUGAGAUCAUCGGCACCUUCGUCUUGGUCUACACCGUCUUCUCCGCUACUGAUCCCAAGAGAAAAGCCCGUGACUCUUUUGUCCCCGUUUUGACUCCACUUCCAAUUGGGUUUGCUGUUUUCAUGGUGCACUUGGCGACCAUCCCCAUCACCGGCACCGGAAUCAACCCUGCUAGGAGCCUUGGAGCUGCCGUUAUGUACAACGAGAAGACUGCCUGGGAUGAUCAUUGGAUCUUCUGGGUUGGACCUUUUGUUGGUGCAGCCAUUGCAGCAUUCUACCAUCAGUUCAUCUUGAGAGCUGGAGCUGUGAAGGCUUUGGGCUCGUUUAGGAGCCAAACCAAUGUCUAAUUUCCCUAAUUAUUUCCCCUCUCCAUGAUUGUAUUAGACAAUAAAUAUUUAGGAAAAAGACCCAAAAUAAUGAGGGAAGUGCUUGUGGUCUGUUGUGGGUUUUGAACCAUACAUUUUUCAAUUUCCCUCAUGAUGUUUGGUGGGGCGUGGGGGGGAGUUGAAAUAUGGGGGCUCUUCUUCUCAGGGGGAGGCUUUUAUGAUCACUUUUCCCAUUUCAAUUAUGCACUUGCCUUUGAAUUUACUUCAAUUAAUGCUGUUUUUCUCU